AUGCUGGGGAAGAUCUGUGUCUCUAAAGAUGCAGAGUUUUGUGAUUCAAGUGGAAACGCUAUUCAAUUAAGAGGUGUAAACUUUGAUCCUACGGUGAAGUUUCCUGCAGACCCUUACCUUCCAACUAGAUUGCCAAUCGCUGGAAAAUCUAUUUUGGAGGAUGCAGAGAAUGUCAGUUUUGCAGAUCAUCCGGUUCCUCUAGCUGAAGUCGAACUCCAUGUGAACAAGCUCAAGUCUUUGGGGUAUAAUUGCAUUCGAUUCCCUUUCACCUGGGAGUCUUUGGAACAAAAAGGUCCCGGUGAAUACGAUUUUGACUAUAUGGACUAUGUGAUUGAUGUAUUGCAAAAAAUCCGGUCCAUUGGAGGCAUACAAGUCUACUUGGACCCACAUCAGGACGUUUGGUCGAGAUUCUCUGGUGGCUCGGGUGCUCCACUAUGGACACUUUACUGUGCAGGCUUUCAACCCACCGGCUUUGAAGCAACCGAAGCUGCUGUGUUGCAUAGCCAUUAUACCAGUGAGAAGAAAGAGUAUCCCAAGAUGCUGUGGCCCACGAAUCUCUAUAAGCUCGCAUGCCAAACGAUGUUCACUUUGUUCUUUGCAGGCAAGGAUUUUGCACCAAAGUGCACCAUCAAUGGUGAAAACAUUCAGGACUAUCUGCAGGGAAAGUUCGUUGAUGCCGUAAUGCGUCUUUACUCUAGGAUACAGGAGAAGGCCCCGGAGUUAUUUGUGGAAAACUGCAUCAUUGGUCUCGAGACGAUGAAUGAACCAAAUUGUGGUUACUUUGGGGAGAAGGACCUAGGCAUUAUCCCAAAGAAUAGGAAUUUGAAACGUGGGUCCACGCCAACAGCAUUUCAAAGUUUUAUUCUCGGUGAAGGACAUCCGGCCAUCGUCGACCAAUACGACAUUUCAAUUUUUGGUCCUACCAAAACUGGUACACAGAAGAUAGAUCCAAAAGGGACCAAAUGCUGGCUGACCGCUGAAGAAAGAAGCGAGGUAGAUGCUAGAUAUAAGUGGGAAAGAAAUGAAGAGUGGCUUCCUGGGCAAUGUAUUUGGAAAUUACACGGAGUUUGGGGCGAGACUGCUCUGGGACCAGAGUUGAUUAAAAAGGAUUAUUUCGCUAGCUUAAGAGACCGUACUGCAGUGGAUGAGUCUUACUUCAUCAACCACAAUUUCGUUAAUUUCUACAAAAAUUUCCAAUCAAAGUUUAGAAGUAUUGAUAGAGAUGCAUUAUUAUUCAUGCAGGGAAUGGUUUUCAAAGAACCUCCGAAGCUACUGGGCAGUGAUUUGAUAGAUAAUCGAACUGUCUAUGCAUGUCAUUACUACGAUGGGAUGUCAUUGAUGUUCAAAACAUGGAGCAGAAAAUUUAAUGUCGACACUUUUGGUAUAGUUCGUGAGAAAUACUUGAAUCCUGCGUUUAGUGUGGUUAUUGGGGAAGCAAAUGUUCGUAAGUCAUUCAAAAGGCAGCUGCGAGACAUGAAGCAAGAGGUGAAGGAUGUUUUACAUGUACCAUGUUUUUUCACCGAGAUCGGUAUGCCUAUCGAUAUGGACAACAAGAAGGCCUACAAAGAUGGUAAUUUUUCUUCUCAAACAGCAGCAAUAGACGCUUUGCAAUUGGCACUGGAAGGUGAGAAUCUAUCCUAUAGUCUUUGGUGUUACUGCUCAAAGAAUAGUCACAAAUGGGGGGACGAAUGGAACAAUGAGGAUUUUUCGAUCUGGUCCAUGGAAGAUAGCUCUAAAACUAAAGAACCAAAGAGGGAAGAAGACGGUAGAUUAGAUUCCGAGGCCUCCGAUUUUAUACCGUUUGCGAAAAAGCUGGAACUCGAUUCGCCUCCAUGUGCUGACAGGAAUUCGCUUGAUUUCGACGGUAUUCGUGUUCUUGAUGCGGUGCUAAGACCAUUUCCAGUAAAAAUUCAUGGCCAGUUCAUCAAUGCUGAAUUUGAUUUGCCUUCCAAGACUUAUUACCUGGAGAUCACGGCAAAAGUUGAUGCAGAAUUAUCACCGGACGCUCAUUCGUUCAUAUUCUUACCCAGACAUCAUUUCCCUCUUGAACAGGUACGUGUUAGGUCGUCAUCGGGUCGCUUCACUUACUACCGUGAAUAUCAAUUACUCAAAUGGUACCAUAGUUCUGGUAAGCAAUGGUUAAAACUUUCGCUGGCAGAAGAAAACCAAAGAGACCCCAGUCCCGAUUGUGUAAUCGCUUAG
Messenger RNA from Torulaspora delbrueckii, 2202 nucleotides. It is a transcript of the gene EGH1, whose product is annotated as hydrolase. Gene Ontology annotation, molecular function: steryl-beta-glucosidase activity. Lineage: Eukaryota; Fungi; Ascomycota; Saccharomycetes; Saccharomycetales; Saccharomycetaceae. The record is from RefSeq and is a predicted model, not a curated record. Bases 1 to 2202 code for a protein of 733 amino acids. Gene Ontology annotation, biological process: carbohydrate metabolic process; ergosteryl 3-beta-D-glucoside catabolic process. The transcript has a single exon.